Selaginella moellendorffii is the source of this 2695-nucleotide messenger RNA. RefSeq names its product serine/threonine-protein kinase tricorner. Gene Ontology annotation, biological process: intracellular signal transduction; peptidyl-serine phosphorylation. Gene Ontology annotation, molecular function: ATP binding; protein serine/threonine kinase activity. The transcript is spliced from 12 exons. The coding region runs from base 203 to 1948 and encodes 581 amino acids. The record is from RefSeq and is a predicted model, not a curated record. NCBI's taxonomy places the organism in Eukaryota, Viridiplantae, Streptophyta, Lycopodiopsida, Selaginellales, Selaginellaceae.
CUGACCGACGACGAGCAUUCCCCUGUUCAAAAUCGCAGCGCAUUUGGAGAGAGCUAGUUAGGGUUUAGGGUAAGGCGCAAGGGAUGGAAGCUGCCGCCGCGGGGUGAAUCGCGAGGAAAUCUCCAGCAGCUUUGCUACUGCUGCCCUGCUGCUAUUGUUGGUACUGUUCUUGGUGUUGGAUCUGUCGUCGCGGCAGCGAGAAAUGGAUGAGAAUCAGCGCUGGAAUGGCACACAGCUUAAUGCGUACAACACUGUGGUAGCAGCGAGUGGAAUUAGGGCAGCCGGAUCUGUGCCGCUGGGGGAUUCCAUGGCCGGGGACGACAAUAAUGCAUCCAGCGUCACCAGGCAAAAGGUUGCUGCGGCCAAGCAGUACAUUGAGAAUCACUACAGGGCCAAGGCCAAGAGUUUGCAAGAACGAAGAGAAAGGCGUUCUUUGCUCGAGAGAAACCUGGCAAAUGCCGAUGUUUCGGAAGAGGAACAGCAUACACUUAUCAAAGACCUUGAACGUAAGGAGACAGAGUACAUGCGACGCCAGAGACAUAAAAUGGGCGUCGAUGAUUUUGAGUUGCUAACUAUUAUAGGGAGAGGAGCGUUUGGGGAGGUAUGUUUUGGGCUUGGAUCCUCUGGGUGUUCCUCACUGACUCAAGUCUUGUCUGUUCAGGUGAGACUGUGUCGACACAAAGAAAACGGCGAGAUUUAUGCCAUGAAGAAGCUUAAGAAGUCCGAGAUGCUUAGUAGAGGACAGGUGGAACAUGUGAGAGCUGAAAGGAAUUUGCUCGCGGAAGUUGAUACUCACUGCAUAGUGAAGCUGCACUACUCGUUUCAAGAUGCCGAGUACCUAUACCUCAUCAUGGAGUAUCUACCGGGUGGUGAUAUGAUGACGCUUCUUAUGCGCAAGGACACGCUAACGGAGGACGAAGCUCGCUUCUAUGUUGCGCAGAGCGUUUUGGCAAUCGAGUCCAUCCACAAACAUAAUUACAUUCACAGGGACAUUAAGCCCGACAAUCUACUACUUGAUAAGAACGGGCACAUGAAACUUUCAGAUUUUGGUCUUUGCAAGCCUCUCGAUUGUAACACGCUCUCAACUUUGCACGAAAAUGAGGAGGAUGAGCCACGAGAACCGAUGGACAUAGAUGAGCGCCUUGUAAGCCCAUCAACCGGUAGUUCUUGGCGGAGUCAGCAAGAACAACUGUUACACUGGCAGAAGAACAGACGUAUGCUGGCCUUUUCAACGGUUGGUACACCCGAUUACAUUGCUCCGGAAGUGUUGCUUAAGAAGGGAUAUGGCAUGGAUUGCGACUGGUGGUCAUUAGGAGCAAUCAUGUUUGAGAUGCUAGUUGGUUACCCUCCAUUUUAUUCAGAUGAGCCCAUGAAUACCUGUCGUAAGAUAGUGAACUGGAGAACACACCUGAAGUUUCCUCAAGAAGCGAGAUUAUCUCCAGAAGCCAAGGAUCUUAUUUGUAGGUUGCUGUGUGACGUUGAGCAUAGGCUGGGGUCAAGAGACACAAACGAAAUCAAGGCACACCCGUUCUUUAGAGGAAUCGACUGGGAUCAUCUUUAUGAGGUCGAAGCAGCCUUUAAGCCAGAAGUAAAUGGGGAACUUGACACGCAAAACUUUCAGAAGUUCGAAGAGGCUGGAACUCAAGGUGAUCUUCCCUCGAAGUCAGGACAGUGGCGCAAGGAUGUCAAUUUUGUCGGGUAUACAUACAAGAACAUUGAUCUUUUCAAAGCUAAGAACUCUCCUGUUGAGCUAAGGAAGAGAAGCCAAAGUCCUUCGAGGCCGUCCAUUGUCUCAAUAUUUGAGAAAAACAACUCGUCAGACGAGAUUAGCGACAGUGCUCCAACUGAAAUGGAGGUGUCAACCAUGGAAACCAGCGUUGUUCCGUCAAAUCCUCCCUUACCCUGUCAACAGGCCCCGACGUUUUCAUUUAGUAACGACACAAGAUAGCUGUAUAGAGCCCUUUCGUUUACUGGGAUCCAUAGGUACGGUACUCAGGUGAGGAUCUAUAGGAAGAAGGUAAAAAACAGGGACAAGAGAGAAAGAGAACAGGAAGGGGGGAUCUUUUCCUCUCAAGUUAUAGCUCGCCAGGCAGCAAAGGGAAAGGGAAGAAGUGACAUAAAAAGUAAUAGCUAGCUAUAGCUAGAAUGGCAGCUCGGGCCUUGGGCUAUGCAGUGCGCGGUACCGUCUUCGUCUUCCACCACUCAAUCCGUCAGCGGCACCAAUAAAGCCUUUGGUUGGCACAAUUACCGCAGCGAUCCACAAGAAGAAGGAAAAGACUUCCAGCUUUGUAUAAACUGUGGAAGCUCACAGGGACGUCAGUGGCGGAGCACUGGAUCUGGAGCACAGGACAGGGAAGCGUAAAGUUUUGUGUAGCAGCGGCAACAACGAGAUCGAUCAUCGAUCAAUCAAUCAAGAACUAGAAGAUCAAAGAGGACAGUGGGGUCAAUUUGGACAGCUGCUACUACUGCUGCGUGCUGCUGCGAUGAUCCUACUUUUUUGGCUGCUACCACUUUUCUUUCGCGACCAACAAGCACGGCUUUUCGGACAGACUCUGUGGAGAAGAGCUGGCGUCAUGGUGUGACGAGAUUCAUUGUAGUAUGAUAUUUUUUUCUCUCUUAUCUUCCUCUUGGGAUUUCUAAAACUGUCAAGCGAGAUGGCGCGAAGAUUCAAAUUCAAAUUCAAAACGAUGCCGAA